Messenger RNA from Talaromyces stipitatus ATCC 10500, 5970 nucleotides. Its product is annotated as polyketide synthase, putative. Gene Ontology annotation, molecular function: fatty acid synthase activity; phosphopantetheine binding; 3-oxoacyl-[acyl-carrier-protein] synthase activity. The record is from RefSeq and is a predicted model, not a curated record. The transcript has 10 exons. Lineage: Eukaryota; Fungi; Ascomycota; Eurotiomycetes; Eurotiales; Trichocomaceae. Gene Ontology annotation, biological process: secondary metabolite biosynthetic process; fatty acid biosynthetic process. The coding region runs from base 1 to 5970 and encodes 1989 amino acids.
AUGAGCUUUCAACGGGUUAUCUUUUUGGGAGGUCAAGGGAGUCGCCAUUCCCCUUCGUCAAGUACAAGGAAGCUCGUAGAUGGAGGAAACCCAUCGUUGACUCUAUUACUUUCAGCAUGUCACAGUGCAUUCUUAGAAGAGGUUGUAGCUUCACGAUCUCUGUUAUCUAUUCCGGAAUGGGCAAACUUUGAGGUGUCAAGCUCUCCAGAAAGUCUGCUUACCCUGCGACCAGACCAGACGCGCAAUCCAAUUCUCGAAGGCGUUUCAUUAUGUGCCAAUCAGCUCCUGGCUUAUCUCAACUACGAUCCUAAUUUAGAGCUGUCGUCCCAUGUUGCAGUAGCCAAGAGCGCCAUUCGCACGGCAUAUUGGUUAGGAUAUCGGGCGGCAGAACUUGCUUACAAAAUUGCUGGAGAAGAAUCGCAACGCCUUCCAUGGGCACUUUCAGUGAUUGGAAUGCCAGAAAAGACUUUGGAGACCAAGGUGGAAGAUUUCAAUACACUUUUAGAUGCACCCACGCUACAGAAUGGAUCAAUACGACUUGCCAAUAGAUUCAGUCAACAUGCGUUCAGUGUUGUUGGCCUGGGAUCCUCACUCGAACAGUUCCGCUCAAGGCACCUGGUAGGAAAUACAGCAUCAUCCCCGAUACCGGUAUACGCUCCGUAUCAUGCUGGCAACGAAGGCCAUAACGCACUAGAAAUGGUGCUCCGUGACUUGAGCUGCGGAAAAAGCGAUUUCCCUUCACUGGCAGAUCUGAAGCAUCCACUAUGGUCUUGCCAUGAUGGCCGUGUGCUAGACGCACAUUCGCAAUUAGCUGACUCCUUACUAGAAUAUAUUAUUUCCUGCAUUCUUGUGGAAAAUGCGGAUCUCUCCAACACUUGGAAUAAUGUGGUAGAAUCCAUCAAGUCAUAUGAUGAAUCGGAGGUGAUCACUAUCGGGGCCGGUGCUCGAACGUUGAUUGCGAGCGUCAAUCGAGAUAUCUCCUCACCACAACGGACCAGCUUCAUUGAUGUGCCGUUUAUUGGCAUUCAAUCAGAUACUGGCCUCUCGACAGAAUUUGCCAUCGUAGGCAUGUCGGUGAAUUUUCCCUCUGGGCUUGGAAAGGAACAAUUCUGGAGGACGCUUGAGCAAGGUCUCAAUACAGUACAGAAGAUUCCAGAAACUCGAUUUAAAAUCGAUGACUAUCAGCCACGCCGAGGGCAACAUGGCACAAAUCGUGAGAUGAAGGCGCGCCAUGGUAACUUCAUUGACAACCCAUACGGCUUUGAUCAUGAAUUCUUUAACAUUUCACCGCGUGAUGCAAAUUCAAUGGAUCCUCAACAGAAAAUACUGCUUCAAGGAGCUGUCCAUGCCAUGGACGACGCCGGAUAUGUCCCGCACGUUACACCAUCUUAUGAUCCUCGCACCAUUGGUGGUUACAUUGGCAUCGCAACAGAAGACUAUGUACAGAACUUAACCCGGGAUAUUGAUGUAUAUUAUUCGACUGGAACACUGCGUGCCUUCUUGAGCGGUAAAAUCUCUUACGCGUUUGGAUGGAGUGGCCCCUCACUUGUCAUUGACACUGCGUGCUCAUCUUCAAUGGUCUCCAUUGCGACAGCGUGUCGAGCAUUAGCUGCUGGUGACUGCUCAGCUGCCUUGGCAGGUGGAGCGAACGUUAUCACCAGGCCAGAUAUGUAUAUAGGCCUCUCUAAAGCUCACUUCUUGAGUGAUACCGGCCAGUAUCUGAAAGGCGCUGGCCUCUUUGUCAUCAAACGGUUAGAAGAUGCAAUUCUUGAGAAUGACCGUAUAUAUGGCGUUAUCCGAGGCAUAGAAGUCAAUCAAAGCGGAAACGCCUCUUCAAUUACACACCCCCAUUCUGAGACACAGCAGAAUCUUUUCCGCAAGCUCCUCUCUUCUUCCGGCAUUGACCCUACAUCAAUAAGUGCUGUAGAAGCUCAUGGGACGGGAACUCAGGCGGGUGAUGGGGUCGAAUCUUCCAGCCUUGAGUCGGUCUUCGGGGGCCUAUCGCCUGUACAGUCUGUCUACUUGACGUCUAUAAAAGGCAAUAUAGGACACGCAGAAGCUGCAUCUGGUGCUGCGAGCCUGGCAAAAAUAUUAUUAAUGAUGCAUCAUUGUACGAUUCCGCCUCAGGGCAGUUUUAAGAAUCUCAAUCCGAAGUUGGAAAGUCUACUGUCAAGGACUUUUCGGAUCGCGACACGGUCUGUUGAAUGGAAAACUCGAGUUAGUACACCAAGACGAGCUUUGAUCAACAACUUUGGGGCCGCAGGAUCAAACGCAGCACUCAUUGUUGAGGAGUAUCAGAGGAACAACAUACCGCCCCUUACCGAACGUACCGCUAGAGCAGCAUACAACUUCAUUUUGUCGGCCAAGAGCGAAUCAGCACUGAAAGCCCUUAUCAAGCUUUAUCUGGAGAAGCUUCAGAUGGGCCCUCCUUCCCCUGCAAUUGAGGAUCUCUGCUACACCGUGACUGCGAGACGACAGUUGUAUAAAUGGAGAUCUUCUCUAACCGUAAGCAGUGUCACAGACUUGAUCCAGCAGCUAGAACAAAAUUUGACUCUUCAUCAAUGCUCAGCAAAAUCUGAAAGUCUACUUGUUUUUGUCUUCUCUGGUCAGGGCAGCUUUUACUCAGGAAUGGGUAAGCAGCUACUGUCCACUGCAACUGUUUUCCGGGAAAAGGUGACAGAGUGUGAUCAAAUACUGCAACAGCUGGGACUUCCAAGUGUCAUACCAGAUAUUGAUGGGACAUUUGUCCCUGCUGCAACAUCUGACUUUGUAUUAUGGUCUCAGAUUGCAUGUUUCAUUGUGGAAUAUACCCUUGCGUGUCUUUGGCUCUCCUUCGGGAUUCAGCCAGAUGUGAUCAUCGGUCAUAGUCUCGGAGAAUACGCAGCCAUGGCUAUCAGCGAGGCUCUUUCUGUUAAAGACGCCUUGACAAUUGUCGUCCGUCGCGCUCAGCUCAUGACGAAAUCAUGCGAGCUGGGCAAGACUGGCAUGAUAGCCUGUGAUAGAUCAGCUUCCUACAUCGAAAAAGAGAUACUGUCUGCCAACCAUCUCUUAUCCUUAACGAUAGCUUGCGAUAAUAGUCCUACCACCAGCGUGGUUUCCGGUCCGUUAAAUGAUAUUGAUCGCUUGGCAACCCUGCUUGAAGAGCGAAAAAUCCGUCACAAGCGAUUAGGAGUCCGCCUAGGUUUUCACUCAGCAGCUUUAGAUCCAAUUCUCCAAGAAUUAAAUGAUCUAUGUCAUGAUAUGCCAUUCCAUGCUCCCAAGUUUCCGUUGGGAUCUUGUCUCCAUGGCCGGCUCAUGCAGAAGGGGGAUCUCAAUCCUAGUUAUAUUGCUCAACAAACCAGAGGAAAGGUGCGCUUUGCAGAGCUUGUCAAGUCCCUUCAUGAUAAAGAAACUCAGUCGCCUGUUUUCGUUGAAGUUGGGCCACAUCCAAUCACAUCGCCUAUGGUCAAGACCAUAUUUUCUAAUCCGGGCUCCUUAUUUUUACCUUCUCUUGUGAAAGAGCAGGACGCAUGGGUGGCAUUGUCAGGCGCUUUACAGCAAAUGAGUCUUCGUAGCAUGUCAGUUCGCUGGCGUAGCAUUUUUGACGGCUCAGAAGCUGAGAUUGUCGAUGUUCCGGACUAUCCUUUUCAGACACAAUCAUUGUUCAUUCCUUUCGGCGAAAUCUAUGCCGUUACUAAGUAUGAUACAGGAGUCGUCAAAAAUAUCCGGCCGAAGUCAUUCCAUCUACUCAGUGAAAUGCAAAGAGAAAGUCCAACAUCAGUUCCUUCAAACUUCUCCACUGAUCUUUCAUUCCUCUCCAAAUAUAUUCAUGGGCAUGUAGUUGGCAAGUCUCCUCUAUGCCCUGCUUCACCAGAUGGAGUAAGAGCUAUAUUUUGCUCCGGGUGGGCUUCAUGGCAGCCAAACACAAAAAUAAAUCGUACUCUCGCGCGUAGUGCUGCAUAUGUCAAACGACAAAUCGCGCACAUGCAAUCCAAGCAAGCUUACACAAACGUCUUCCGAACCAAGACGCUAUACAACACAAUCUUCCCCAGAGUCGUUUCCUAUAGUGGAGAUUUUCAAGCCAUAAAGGAGCUCACCGUAUUGGAGGACGGAUUAGAAGGAUAUGGAACAUUUCAGAUUCCUCUAAAAUCUCGUCAAGGAGGUAUUAUUACACCCGUAUUUGUGGAUACACUUCUUCACGCUGCAGGAUUUGUCGCCAAUAGUCAUGUUCACCAAACUGAUGCCUGCAUUUGCACAAAAGUCGAAAUGACUAGAAUACUGUAUCAAGGUAUAUCUCUUAAUCAGACAUUUCAAGUAUACUGCAGCUUGUUGGAUUGCAAUGACGGGGUGCUGCUAGGGGAAGCAUACGCGAUGACAGAGGAAGGAGUCGUGGUGGCUAGCGUAGAGGGUAUGCACUUCAAGCGGUUGAACUUGAAAUUCUUUCAAGAGCGUCUAGCACGGCAAAUGGUCGGCGGUGUAUCUGGUCAAGCAUUAUCAGCUGUCAGGAUGCAAUCAUCCGGGUCAGCAAAGAAAACUACAACGAUUGAGUCUGACUGGAACAUGCAAACCCAAGUGGCUCGACAGGAUGAUUAUGAGUCUGUCGUAAUUGACGUGAUCGCUCAGAUCUGCGAAAAAUCGCGUGUUUCAAUCAACGGCUUGACUAACCUAUCCAGUCUUGGUAUUGAUUCCAUGAUGCGCAUUGAACUUGCGGCGCCACUUAGAGAGAGAUUCUCAGAUCUUGAUCUGGACCUGGACGAAAUGACAAACAUGGAGAACGUUCAGGAGUUGCAGGAAUAUGUCAAAAAACAAAGCAUUGGAGCGAGCUACACUUUCCCUAUCACCUCUGAAGGUUCCUCUGAUGAGACUUCCUUCGAUGAGGCCAAUGAUCCUCCGUCUAGUUCCAGCUCUUCCAGCGACAGCCCCAUUCUACCCACAUCUGAUGGGAUAAAUCAAUUACUGUUAAUCAUCAACAAAAAGUGUGAAGUACCGGUGUCAGAAAUCAAUCUUGAAACGACGUUGGGAUCCCUAGGCGUUGAUUCGUUAAUGGAGAUUGAGCUGCAGGAGACGUUACAGCAACAUUUUGGACGGUCAUUGCCAGUUGAAGACACUGUCUUCGACCUAACCAUCCAGGAGUUAGCUACCUACCUCGGAUUGAACUUGACGCCAAAAUCACAAGGGACACCUUUGGAAGAAUUCCAAGGGUCACCGAAUAAUCCGUCUUACGGCAUUUCCGGAAAUAAAAUCAACUAUUUGCAAGUCACAGUUUCCCACGAACCAGCUCUGACCCAGCUGCAAACGAGUUCCGAAGGUUUUGCCCCCAUUGGUGCUCUUUCACGAUGGAAGAUUACUCCUAUAGGCGGUAAUGUUUAUGCCAUCAAGAAUCCAACGCUGAAGGAGACUCAUUGGGCGAAGGGCCUCACCGAUAUGGCUGAGCAGUAUGCUUCGGUAAUCAUCGGCUCUUUGAAAGGUCCCGUCAUUCUCGGAGGCUGGUCCUUUGGGGGAGUGUUGGCGCACGAAGUAGCUCAGUCUCUUGAGCGUGAGGGAUGCAGAACGCUGGCGGUCAUCAUGAUAGACUCACCUUGUCCACAUAACUUAGAGCCCCUUCCUCAACCUAUUGUGAAGCAUGUGCUGAGCGCCAAAGAACUUUCAACCUCUGCCAUAUCCGUUAUCACAGCACAGUUCCAGCAUCAUGCACGAUUUCUCGCUGAAUAUUCUUCCCAAGAGACAAUAGCGCAAGAUGUCAUUCCGGAGGGCAGAAAGUACUUUAUGCUUCAAAGUAGCAGCACAAUCGACACCCGUCGCUUAUGCGGCGCAGACCAUCCUUGGUUAUCGGAUAACCAGUGUCGAGAGGCUGCUCUGGCCCAAUGGGAGCGCCUGCUAGCACGCCAAUUGACAGUGCUGAAGAUUCCUGGAAAUCAUUUCGAACCUUUCGAACCACAAAAUGUAAGUUCCCUUACCGAGUCCCACUGUUGCUCUGAAGGUGUUAAUUAA